AUUCGCGCCUAUUCGUUCCAUCUCCUGAUCUCCGUUCGAAUGCUCCAUGCCUCCAAUGGCUUCCACUUCCCUUUUCUUCCCGGCCACCGCAGCCGCCUCAGCUCGCCGCAGCUUCUCCAGCCACCGCUCCUCUCCCUCCACCGUCCCCUCGGUCCGUCUCCGCCAUGCGUCGUCCUCGCUCGUCGUCUCCGCCUCGGCUUCCUCGCCGCGGUCGCUCGACGCCCUGAUCUUCGACUGCGACGGCGUCAUACUGGAGUCGGAGCACCUCCACCGGCAGGCCUACAACGACGCCUUCGCGCACUUCGGUGUCCGCUGCCCGCCCGCGGCCGACGCGCCGCUGGACUGGGACGAGGCCUUCUACGAUGUCCUCCAGAACCGCAUCGGCGGCGGGAAGCCCAAGAUGAGAUGGUACUUUGGGGAAAAUGGGUGGCCUUCUUCAAAGAUAUUUGAGACACCGCCUUCAAGCGACUCAGAUAAGGAGAAAUUAGUUGACAUUAUUCAGGACUGGAAAACAGAGAGAUACAAAGAAAUAAUCAAAUCUGGAACUGUGGAGCCUAGACCUGGUGUUUUGCGGCUGAUGGAUGAAGUUAGGGGUGCGGGCAUCAAGCUUGCCGUUUGCUCUGCGGCAACUAAAAGUUCUGUGGUGUUGUGCCUUGAAAACCUUAUUGGACUUGAACGAUUCACUGGUCUGGACUGCUUCCUUGCCGGUGAUGAUGUUAAACAGAAGAAACCUGAUCCAUCAAUAUAUGUUACAGCAGCAAAGAAAUUAGGUGUGGAAAGCAAAAACUGCCUUGUAGUAGAAGACAGUGUCAUUGGACUACAAGCAGCAAAAGGAGCAGGCAUGUCAUGUAUAAUAACAUAUACACCUUCAACUGCUAACCAAGAUUUCAAGGAUGCCAUAGCAACCUAUCCAGACCUUAGUAAUGCGAGGCUUGAGGACCUCAAGCUACUACUCCAAGAAUCUCUCGUCACUGGAUAGUGAAGUUUCUUGCUUCCUCAAGAAAAACAUUGACUGAUUUUUUCAUGCAGAUACACCAUGGUAAAUAUUCAAAGUUUCAUAAUUAGUCAUCUUCGUUUGGCCUCCUGGCAUCUUCAGAUCAACUGAAAUAUUUGGGAACAGAGAUUAAGUGAGGACAUUCUGGUACAUUCUUUGGGAUCUCAACGUAGUUUGUAAAUAAAGGCGGAUUCAACCUUUGUUUCAGCUGAAGUGGAUGGUACAGCUGGUGAACCCAAAUGUUGAACGGUCGAUUGGAAGAUACAUAUAUACAAAACAUUAUACUUUAUUAAUCAACAGAUAUUAUGACUUAAAUCAUUGGUCAGACUGCUGUUCAGCACAUGAAUGUUUCAAAUCUACCAAGCAAGUGGUCAACCAGGCGCCCAACUGCUGCAAACCAUUUUUGAGAGAAAGUAAAAAUACAACUGUUGGAACCGGUACUGUUGUAAGUU
This is a messenger RNA of Lolium rigidum, 1446 nucleotides long. RefSeq names its product haloacid dehalogenase-like hydrolase domain-containing protein At4g39970. The record is from RefSeq and is a predicted model, not a curated record. The transcript is spliced from 12 exons. NCBI's taxonomy places the organism in Eukaryota, Viridiplantae, Streptophyta, Magnoliopsida, Poales, Poaceae. Gene Ontology annotation, molecular function: hydrolase activity. The coding region runs from base 47 to 979 and encodes 310 amino acids.